Messenger RNA from Saprolegnia diclina VS20, 1305 nucleotides. RefSeq lists its product as hypothetical. The record is from RefSeq and is a predicted model, not a curated record. The coding region runs from base 1 to 1305 and encodes 434 amino acids. NCBI's taxonomy places the organism in Eukaryota, Oomycota, Saprolegniomycetes, Saprolegniales, Saprolegniaceae. The transcript has 2 exons.
AUGGCGUCGACCAGAGACGUGGGCCACUUUGACCUGGAGGAGCGUGCCUCGUACAUCCAUUCGGCCACCACGAAGGGCGGCGCCGACUUUAACGAGCUCAAGUCGCCCGGUGAGCUCGAAGACGGCGGCGCGCUUGUGUCUGGCGGGGCCAUCUCGCUCGUGUCGCGCGAGGCCUUUGCACUCUUCUCGCAGUACUUUGCCAUUGGCAUUCUCUACGGCAUGCUGCCCGCGAUGCAGUACCCGGUGUUCAACAACUAUCUGCACAUGGAAGGCUACCAAACUUCGGCGUACAGCGUGCUUGUUACGCUCGGCUGGUCGUUCAAGGUCUUCUUUGGCAUGCUCUCGGAUUGCUUUCCCAUCUUUGGCUACCGUCGCAAGAGCUGGAUGCUCAUCGGGUGGACCGUCGCGACGAUCUGCCUCUGCGUCAUGACGUUCACGCCGUUCGGCGCGCCGUACUGCGACGCCCGCGAGAUCAAGUGCCCGUCCGUGACGCCGUCCAUCGCCAACCUCACUCGCGACAACAAGCUGCAAUACUACAACUUUGACGCGCCCAACGGCGGUACCAAGUUUAUCGUGCUCACGGUCCUCGUCGGCUUUGGCUACGUCAUGGCCGACUGCGCAGCAGACGCGAUGGUCGUCGAGUACGCCCAGCGCGAGCCAAUUGCGAUCCGCGGUCGCACCCAGACAGCGAUUUACACGAUCCGGUACGUUGGUACGAUGCUCGCGCAGCUCUGCGUUGCUUUCCUCCUCAACGGCAAGGUCUACGGCGGCUCGUUCGACUACGCGGUGACGCCGAAUGUCAUGUAUGCCAUUUGUCUCGUGCCGUGCGCACUCAUCAUGGUCAACACCAUCUUCGUGCUCGCCGAGGAAAAGUCGUCGGGCAUUUCGUUCACCGCUUGGGUCGAAAGUUUCUGGGGCCUCCUUCAGAAGCGUGUCAUGUGGCAGGUCGUCGCCUUCAAGUUCAUCAACCAAGUGUUUGCGUCCUUCUCUGCGACGCCGAGCUCGCCGAUCUCCAAGUCGUGGGCCGGCGUCGAGCCGCUCAACGACUCGCUCUCGGGCGUCUUUGGCUCGCUCAUCACGUCCGUCAUCAUGGUUGCGAUCGGCAAGUGGGGCCUCAACUGGAACUGGCGCUGGCUCAUCGCGCUCGGAUCGAUCGGUAUUGUCGUCAUCGACGCCUUUGUCGUCUUCUUCACUAUCUGGGACGUCAUUCGCAACCAGUGGUUCUUCAAUGGCGUCGCGCUCGCCGAGAACGUGCCGUCGAGCGUCCGCUUCAUCGUGGCCACGGCGCGACCUACGGCCUUGUGA